Messenger RNA from Cydia splendana, 4399 nucleotides. RefSeq names its product CUE domain-containing protein 1. The record is from RefSeq and is a predicted model, not a curated record. Lineage: Eukaryota; Metazoa; Arthropoda; Insecta; Lepidoptera; Tortricidae. Bases 355 to 1086 code for a protein of 243 amino acids. The transcript has 3 exons. Gene Ontology annotation, molecular function: ubiquitin binding.
UUCGCCCGUGCAUCGUCCAGAGUGCACCGCGGCUCGGCCAGGCGGGGACGCGGCGCUGCGUGCCGCCUCUAUUUAUAUAUUGACGCGCCCCGCGCCCCUCGCGCACGCGCAAUGCGCACCUGAAAACGUCGAAAGUGAAAAUUGCACAUAAUGGUACCGCACGGUGCACUGCGCCGCUCACAGGACUAAACAUAACUACACACGUGAAACGCGCGAAGAACCCGGCACCGGCGGCUUCUAGCGGGCCGCUAGGAUGGCCGUUGAGCGCACGCCGACACCCGGCACUGCGGCAGUACUGCGUCACACAUCAGCUGUACCGGCGCGCUCGUGACGUCUCGUGUUCGAGCCGGCGCGAUGGCGUCCACGAUGCAGCUGGAGUUCACCCAGGCGAUGACGGAUUUUAAGACGAUGUUCCCGGACAUGGACGACGACGUAAUCGAGGCGGUGCUGCGCGCGAACCAGGGCGCCGUGGAUGCCACCAUCGAUCAGCUGCUGGCGAUGAGUACCGACAACCAGAACGAGAGGUUGCGGCUGGAGAUGGAGAGGGUGGAAGGUGCGAGCCCGCGCAGGCCGCGCCGCACCUCGCGCCCGCAGCGCAACGGCGAAGACAACGACACCACGGCACUCGUAGACAUCGACGACGACUCGGUACCGCUAGCCGUACGAAGGAAAUGGGUACCGCGAAUGCUUGGACCUUUACCGCCCAUGUUUCUGCGCAUACCACCUGGCACUGACGCGCGAAUAGACCUGAGUUUGGACAUGGACGACGACCGCAUAGCCACGUUUCUGCAGAAUGAGGAGUUCAUGGCUGAACUCAGGUGGAACCAGGAGUUCAUGGCGGCGUUGGAUAGCGAGCAGGGGAAGACGAAGGGUGAUGACGAAGCGGAUUUUAAGGAGCGGCUUAAGAAUAUGGGGAAACUAUCGCGCAAGAAGUUCGCACAACUGUCGCGCAUGUUCUCACGCAGCUCGGGCGCGUCGCGGCGCUCAGGCGGAGCGCGCGCUCCUCCGCGCGGUCCGCCCGACAGCCUGCUGCUACAGGAGGAACACAGCGACGAUGAAGACCAUCACCGGCCUCACAAGGUUUAACUGCACAGUACGACAGCUAACGGGUAGAGUUUUAGGGCCUGUUUACUCGUAGUUUUGCCUAUCCGGACAGCUUUGAUAACAUAUUUAAUUGAAGCUGCUGCUGCGCCCACACAGCAAAUGAUAGAUUGAGAAAACGCGCUCCACGUAUUCUAUUUCCCCACUACUUUGGGAAAUGAAUAAUUAAGAAGUGGGGCGGACGUACGUGGAUAGCACUAAACUGAAAUAGUAAUCGUUCGCUACGAGUAGCUAGAUGUGUUGUACGCAGCACCAGUUCGACCUUUAGGAAUGACUAAAACGGCCUUAAAAACAUUAUGGGUGCUCAUGAAUCUGGUAUAAAUGAGUGUUCAUAGCGAUGUCUGUUCGAGGCUGUUUGGGAACGACUGGACUUGAAAGGCGUAUUACUUUUAUUCUACAAUACCUACCUACUAUUUACUGUAAAUACUACUAACUAUUAUAUAUUUAGUUACUGUAAACGUCAGUAAGUAACAGUUACGAAUCAUAAUAUGCGUAGACGAUACUGUCACAGAUGAAAAGGGUAUGUAAAUUUAAACUGCUGCUACUCACGCAUUGUAGAUAUACGAGGGCUGUUUGAUAAGUACCCGUUUUCUAAAUCUAUUAAUAUCACUUUCCGAAAAUAUGUAUACCACCGUGUUAAGCCAUUAUUCAGAGGCGGGAAAAUAAAAAAAAAAACAGCAUUCUUUUGUUUUUUUUUCUCAUUUGACAGCGAUUCAGUGAAAGCGUGAACAUAAAAUUGUAAAAAUGGAGAAAGAACAGUAUCGGUCUGUAAUUAGAUUCUUGUUUUUGGAAGGAAAAACAUGUAAUGAAAUAAAAGUAAGAAUGCAAGCGGUUUACCAUGAAUGUGCUACUUCUAUGACAACCGUCAGAUACUGGUUUAACGAGUUUAAGCGGGGGAGAACAACCGUCUUUGAUGAGGAUCGCCCAGGCUACCCAAUUGAGGUGACUACAGACGAUAUGGUAAAGAAAAUUGAAAAUAUCGUUUUAGCCGACCGCCGAAUUAAACUUCGAGAAAUCGUUGAUGUUGUAAACGUUUCAAUCCAGCAGUUACAAAACAUAUUAGAAGAAAAAUUGGAUAUGAAGAAAGUAUCGGCGAGGUGGGUGCCGCGUUUACUCACGGAGGAGCAAAAGCGGAGCCGAUGGACUACUUCGGAGCAGUGUUUGACCGUGUUCAAACGUAACCCGAAGGAGUUUAUGCGUCGUUUCGUGACCGUAGACGAAACAUGGGUUCACCACUACACCCCGGAAAUGAAAGAGCAGUCGAAGAAGUGGAUUUUACCGGGUGAACAUGCUCCAAAGAAAGCAAAAACCAUCCCAUCGGCUGGAAAGGUCAUGGCGACCGUUUUUUGGGAUUCGCAGGGUAUUAUAAAUAUUGACUACUUAGAAAAGGGGAAAACGAUAACAGGGCAGUACUAUGCCAUUUUAUUGGAUGAAUUUGACGCUGUGUUGAAGGACAAACGACCCCAUUUAAAAAAGAAAAAAAGUACUGUUUCAUCACGACAACGCCCCAGCUCAUUCGUCCAGAGUUGUGUGGCUAAAUUAACACGGUUACGCUACGAACUAUUGCCUCACCCCCGUAUUCUCCAGAUUAGGCCCCAUGCGAUUUAUUUUUGUUUCCCAACCUGAAAAAAUGGCUCGGUGGUAAGCGAUUUCGAUCAAAUGACGAAGUCAUUGCCGCCACAGAGGCCUAUUUUAAUGACUUUCCGAAAUCAUACUUUUUGGAUGGUUUAUUGAAGCUUGAAUAUAGGUAGAACAAAUGUAUAGAGUUAAGAGGUGACUAUGUAGAAAAAUAAAUGCAUAUAUACAAAAACAACUGAUUAUUUUUUUCAUAAACGGGUACUUAUCAAACAGCCCUCGUAAGUAUUGUUUUUACAACAUAAUCCAUCAGGAAUUGUAAACGCUUAUCCAUCAAGCUCUAGUCGAGCAGAUACGUAGCGCUACGUAUUGCUAGAGGUAAAGACAAGACUGUACUCUGUUUAGAGGUGGAUACGAUUGUUAUAUGUAAACAGUAAAUGAAACUAAAGACGAUACGGGGAAUAGCUGCAAAGCACUCUCCAAAGAAAGGCUGAUAAGGAAAAUUUUGUAUAAAAUUUAUUCACAUUAUAGUUAGAUACUUAAUGUAAAUAACUGUUGUAGACUCGAUAAGUAGAUUGCUCUAUCUUUUACGUCUUCAAAUUUAGAUGCCGUUAGCGGAUUCUUGUUAGGAUCAAUUUCUAGUUGCCUAUCUUGGUGAUCACCCGGCUAGCCUAAGGCACAGAACAUACGGAGGGUUAUGGUACUUACAUACCGCACUUCACAGAGUGAAUGCAACUGUAAAUAAACUGCGCAAACUAUUUGUACCCACGUGUAAAAAAUGAAUUUUGUCAUAAAUUAAGAAAAUGUGAAUUAGACCGACUGACAUCUGAUUUGCAAUCCCUUUGCUUUUGAUUGGCUUAAGACACCAUCGGCACGCAACAUGCAGAGCUCUCAGACUAGCUAAUAAGUUUAGGUACCUAUCUAGGUUUUAUAUUCAUCACCAAACCUGCGCGCUCGCUCACAGCAAGCACGGCACCAAGCCGCUCCGUGUAUUCUGCGCCUAACUACAAAUUGCAACGUCGAAAUAUGCAUCGACUAUUAUCCCUGCUUGUGCCCGUUCGGGUCACCGCAAGAGUAUAGGGUUUCGUUCAUAAUCCACUAAUGACUUAUUCCAGAAUAUUAGGCAAAUUAAUAGGUAUGUGGAUCCUGAUUUUGAUUUGAAUCGAAAUCACUUUAGUACGUUAGUAUUUUGAACUCUUGUUUUUAUAAAGUAGUUGUGUAUUUCUAGUCUCCAUUCCAAAGUUACCUACCUAUAUUUAUGUUUUUAGAUUUUAAGUUGUGUGACUAAGGAGGCUACUGUCAGUAGUUAGUAGAAACUUUGUCCUUCCUCGGCAAUAAAAUUUACGACAUUUGAUCAACGGUAAAAACGUCGCAGAAAGCCGCAUUAACUACAUUGUAUAGUUACUAAAAUUUUAUAAGAAGCUUCUUCAUAGCUUGUCCCGCGUUUGGGAACUCUGCUAUAAACGUGUGAGGGAUGAGCAGCCAUGCGUGGCUCUUUCGCUUGCUAAGUACUUGCUUUAGCGAACCAGCACACUGGGUACACAAGACGAGAUCUGUCUGUAACAAUAAGAACGAUGUGUAGGGUACGGUGACUAAUACUGGUUAGACUGAGGCGAUUACUCGGUAAGCCAUAAGAACAGCAGCCGAGGCCUUUGGCCCUGGCCGACACUGAGCUAGGGAAGAUAAAAUGUUACGCAAUUUAAAUAAAAAGUUAUUUCUAUAA